GUUGGGUUAUGUUUACAAACUCAAGACGCAGGACUGCCACCAAAAUGAUGUUGAAGAAUCGUAAUUAAAUCGAAAUACCAGGGUCAAUCAAAAAAGAGACAAUCGCCAUUUCUUAAAACCUGUCAAUGUCUAUGACUUUUAAUGUAUAACCAAGUUUAAUAUACACAUCACUUAUACAUUUCAAACUAAAAGCUUGAAUAUUUAGAAGGGUCCUGCCUAAAUCCCCGAACGGUAUGAUCGAAUCGCAAUGUAAGGAACUUCCGGAGGAAUCUUCAAGCUCGAAUUUAGUACAAGGGAAAGACAGAACCCCCGAACCAUCGUCUUCUUCAACCUCGACAGACGUCAGGGCCUUAGAGGACCAAAUAGAACAUCUGAAGGUGGUAGUGAACAACUUGAAGGAUGAUAUUGAGAAAAAAGAACUCGGUAUAGCUAAAUUGGCGAGGGAGAAGGAGAAAAUUUCUUUAGAUUUAAUGAAACAGAAACGUUCGAACACCAACAUAAUGAAACAGCUCGAAGAAGAACGUAAGUUUUAUUUUCAAGAGAAAGAGACGUACUGCAACGAAAUGAAAGAAAUCAAAGCGCUCAAGAAAAGUCUGAGCAGAUCUCAUACGUCGCUCAUCGAAAGACCCAGCCAAGAUCUGAAAAACGAGUUGGAAAACACGAAACUCAAACUGAAGCAAACGCUGGAAGCCAACUAUAAUCUAAGCAUCAAAUUUUUGAGAAUAAAAAACACCAAGGCGUUUCUGAGAAACGAAAUGAUCAAAAUGAAGAUUGAACACGAAAGAAUCUUUAACGAUCUUAGAUCGAAGAUAGAGACGAUGUCUUCCGAAGUAGAGGACAUUGUGGAUCAUAGAUCCCAUCUUUAUGUGUCUCCUAGCAACCGAAAAUACGUACAGCUCGUACGUCAAAACAGUUCUUUGGUUCACGAAAAUUUAUGCCUGCAAAUGGAGAUAGAUCGCCUGAAUUCUCAAUUCGACAAGAUGAAACUGAAAUACACGAAAAGCGAGACCAACAAUCGGCUGAAAUACAUACACUCCAUAAAGGCGGAAGCGCAAGCGAGGUGUAAGCAUGAGAAAAAGGAAAAAAAGAGAGUUCGCAUCACCACCGAAGAUAGAUCAGUCAUAAGCGACGAAAAACCGAACAAAAUGCUGAAAUCUAAUCUGAAGACAACCAAAUGCCAGUCCGAAAUUAUAAAGAUUUUCGAAAGAAGCGAGUCCGCGGACACUCCGACCAUACAGAUGGUGAACGAGGAGAACGCCAAGAAGCAACACCAUAAGAAGCACAAAAAGAGUUGCAAGAAAACCAAUUCCAAGACAAGAGUUGAACAUUCCAAGUCGGACGUAACUGUCGACGUCGAAAAUAAAAAGAACGAAACGCCUUCUCAUAAGCCUUGCGUCAUUAAAUUAGCCUCUAUUGCUGAAAUUGACGAGUCAGGAACUGCACCAAACAAAAAUGGUAGAUGAACAGCGCUAGAUUUUGGUAGAAUAGGUAGAUAACCCGUAAAUAAUGUAGAGUCAUUGUUUGUAAUCGAAAGGGCAUUUAGAUGUAAAAUAAGAGAUUAAAUUCUGAUAAUAAACGAACUGGAUAACAA
Molecule: messenger RNA, 1591 nt
Organism: Coccinella septempunctata (seven-spotted ladybird)
Lineage: Eukaryota; Metazoa; Arthropoda; Insecta; Coleoptera; Coccinellidae
Product: synaptonemal complex protein 1-like
Exons: 4
Coding region: 234-1463 (409 amino acids)
Source: RefSeq, a predicted model, not a curated record